Gymnogyps californianus (California condor) is the source of this 2188-nucleotide messenger RNA. It is a transcript of the gene SPIRE2, whose product is annotated as spire type actin nucleation factor 2. The coding region runs from base 49 to 1899 and encodes 616 amino acids. Gene Ontology annotation, biological process: cleavage furrow formation; actin filament polymerization; establishment of meiotic spindle localization. The transcript is spliced from 15 exons. Gene Ontology annotation, molecular function: actin binding. Gene Ontology annotation, cellular component: cell cortex; cytoplasmic vesicle membrane. The record is from RefSeq and is a predicted model, not a curated record. Lineage: Eukaryota; Metazoa; Chordata; Aves; Accipitriformes; Cathartidae.
CCGCCACCCGAGCUGCCCCCGCUGCUGACGCCCUCCGCCGAAGCCCAGAUGGUGCAGUCGUUGGGCUUCGCCAUCUACCGGGCGCUGGACUGGGGGCUGGAUGAGAACGAGGAGCGGGAGCUGAGCCCGCGGCUGGAGCAGCUCAUCGACCUGAUGACCAACAGCGACUCGGAGGACAGCGGCUGCGGCACGGCCGACGAGGGCUACGGGGGGCAGGAGGAGGAGGAGGAGGGGGGCGAGGGGCCGCCGCGCGCCGUGCGCACCUUCGGGCAGGCCAUGCGGUGCUGUGCCGCCCGCCUGGCCGACCCCGCCGAGGCCCAGGCGCACUACCAGGCCGUCUGCCGGGCUCUCUUUGCCGAGACCGUGGAGCUGAAAGCCUUCCUCGCCAAGAUCCGUGAUGCCAAGGAGAUGCUGCAGAAGCUGAAGGAGGAUGAGGAGGCGGAGGAGCGGCCGGCGGCGGAGCUGGGCAGCCUGCGCAACACCGACUGGGCCCGGCUGUGGGUGCAGCUGAUGCGGGAGCUGCGGCACGGCGUGAAGCUGAAGAAGGUGCAGGAGAAGCAGUUCAACCCCCUGCCCACCGAGUACCAGCUCACCCCCUUCGAGAUGCUCAUGCAGGACAUCCGCGCCCGCAACUACAAACUCCGCAAGGUCAUGGUGGACGGAGACAUCCCGCCCCGGGUGAAGAAGGACGCCCACGAGCUCAUCCUCGACUUCAUCCGCUCCCGGCCUCCACUGAAGCAGGUGUCGGAGCGGCGGCUGCGGCCCCUGCCCCAGAAGCAGAGGACACUCCACGAGAAAAUCCUAGAGGAGAUCAGGCAGGAGAGGAAGCUUCGGCCCGUGGAGACGCCGUACCGCAGCCAGAAAGGCUACAGCUCCCUGCCCUGCAUCCCCCACGCCUGCUCGGACCGCCUGGCCUCCAGCUCCUGCCUCGAGCUCUCCCGGCCCCCGGCGAGCACCGCGCCGGUGCACCCACGGCCCCGCGUCCUGCUCAAGGCGCCCACCCUGGCCGAGAUGGAGGAGAUGAACAUCUCCGAGGAGGAGGACUCUCCGGGCACGGAGAUGCCGCUGAAGCGGGACCGCUCCUUCUCUGAGCAGGACCUGGCGCAGCUGCAGAGCCAGCUGGGGGGCGGCCAGGCUGCACCCCAGGAGCCGGAGCCGCUGCAGCCCGAGCCCCGGCCCCGCUCAGGUACCUGCCGCAGCUCCCCGGGCUCCGUCCCCGCCAGCUGCCACCCGCUGCCGGAUGGCUCAGCACCGCCCCGGGCUGCCCUCGGCGCCGUGGAGGAGAGGCCGGAGGACGGAUCCGGCGCUGUCCCCGGCACCAGCUCCAAGCAUCUCUGGCUGGAGUUCAGCCAUCCCGUGGAGAGCCUGGCCCUCACCGUGGAGGAGAUGAUCAACGUGCGCAGGGUGCUGGUCAAGGCCGAGAUGGAGAAGUUCCUGCAGAGCAAGGAGCUGUACAGCAGCCUACGGAAGGGCAAGGUCUGCUGCUGCUGCAGGGCCAAGUUCCCCCUCUUCUCCUGGCCCGCGGCGUGCCUCUUCUGCAAGCGGUCUGUCUGCGGCUCCUGCAGCCUGAAGAUGAAGAUGCCUUCCAAGAAGCUGGCUCACAUCCCCGUCUACGCGCUGGGCUUCGAGAGCCUCCCGGGCUCGCUGCUGGCCAAAGCCCUGCCGCUGCGGAGGAGAGAGACCUUCCACUCGCUCCCGGGCACGUGCUGGCGCCGGGUGGAAGAGGAGUUCCCCCACAUCUACGCCCAGGGCUCCGUCCUGCGCGACGUCUGCAGCGACUGCGCCGGCUUCGUCACCGACGUCAUCUGCUCCAGCCGCCGCAGCGUGGCCGUCCUCAACGCCGCGCCGCGCCGCGCCACCAAGGCCCGCUCCCUCUACGGCGACUCCUGGCACAAGUGAAGGGCCCGGCGCGGGGAUGCCGGCCUCCCCGGCGCAGACCCCGCUAGCGGCCACCCGGAUGUACAUAUAUAUACAUAGGAUGUAUACAUACAGCCUCUAUAUUUAUAUAUCUGACGGACCAGGGGGAGGCGAGGACUGGCGGCACGGCGGAGCGCCUGCCGUGCCCGCCGUCCCCUCCCGUCCCCGCCACCGGCGGGAUGCUGGCACAGCCCCCGAGGGGACGGAUCCUGCGGCGGGGCGCCCGCAGCCGCCAGCCUUUGCUACCCCCGGCCCCGCUUCUGUGCCAAGC